Molecule: messenger RNA, 4628 nt
Organism: Cinara cedri
Lineage: Eukaryota; Metazoa; Arthropoda; Insecta; Hemiptera; Aphididae
Source: the annotation of a GenBank genome assembly
AUAGUCACGACUCGCGCACCGUUCGAAACGUUCGACCCGUCGAGUGGAGAAACGAAAUCGCUAUCGUUACAGAAACGGUUUUAUUUUUUUUUUUUAUUUCUCUCUGAUAUAAACGCGCGCGCCGCUUACAUAUAUAUACCCGUCCCGUCGUGCGUUCUUAUCCGAAAUCGAAUUCCCGCCAGUUGCCGACAGACGUGCGUACCGGUAACACUCCCGACGUUGUGUGCGAAUUGAUUGAUAAUAAAAUAAAAUAUUGUUGUAAAAAUUACAAACACCUAACAAUAAUUUAUUAUUAACCGCAUCGAAUUGACAUAAAUAUUUUACGGAAAGUGAACGUAAUAUACGGAAAAAAAAAAACAACGAUAUUUAAUAAAAAAAAAAAAAACAAUAUUGUUGAUUGUUAUUAUUAUUUUUUUUUUUAAAUACGACUGCCGACGAAAGUUUAUAACGGAAACAAAAACAAAAAAAAAUCCGAAUAUUCGUAAAACAUAAUAUACCCGUUGUUUUACAUUUCUCGGUAGAUUUUUUAUAACCGAAUUUUUUGAAAAAAAAAAAUUCGAUACUAUGGCUUUCAUGAUGCCGGUCAUGAAAAAAGAUUACAACAUUUACAAAUCGAACCGGAACAGACGCGUGUCCGAGUGUUCCAACGACAAGGCGUCGGCCUCGUCCAAUUCCUCGUGCGGCACCAGGCGGAUCCACAGCGGUUCCCGGUCGGCGGACGGCCCGUCGCUGUCCACGUCGCCCGGUAGCGACUUCAUGGUCGGCUCGCCCGCGCACCGGUCGCUCGGCGGCAUGUCCAAGCAGACCACUUUCCACCACGGGAGCCUGCAGCACCACCACCUGCAGCAGCACCACGGCGUGCCGUCCAGAAACUCGUCGCGGAACUCGCAGUCCAGCCUGCAGAGCCCGGCCAAGUCCUCGUCGUCGUCGUCGUCGCCGCCCAAGCUGUCGUCCACGUCGUCGCUGAACAUGUUCCACUCGAAGCUCGUCGACAAGCUCAGGCGGUCGCUGACGUCAAAGUCCAAAGACAGUAAGUCUGGCACGGUGGUGACACCCAUUAUUAUUUUCGUCCGCCCAAGGUAGGCAGGCGACGGAAACGUAACUCUCAACGGCCGGUUUCUCCACCCCCCUCCCCUCCCCCACCCGCGUCUCGAUAGUGAAGACGAUGAUAGUAACGAAUAUUAUCACGACAUAUUCUAUUUCUGGCACGGACGCUAUUUCGAUACCGUGCCUGCCCCGCGGGAUCGGUCCGAUACCGUUACGCGCCGUUCAAAUUGAUAUUGUCGUUAUCGACACGUGGCGAUGUUAUUAAACGCACCUGACGUCCGCGUUAGGUGUAACGUUUGUCCAGCUCGGCGAACAGCAACGUAAUUGCGUUCCGUGUUCGUUGUGCCGGCCGUUUGACCCGAAUUCCAUUGUGCCUGUUCAUCUUGUUCCGCGCGACCCGUAUUAACCGCGGGUACCCACUGGCGGCGCGUACGACGAAAAUUAAUCAUUUAACCUUCUCUUUGGUGAAAUCAAACGGACAUUGUUGUGUUAUUCGCUAUUGCGCGUCGAAAAAAUACCGAAAGUGUAAUGCCGACACUCGUAGAGCUUCCGAAACAAUCGAAUAAUCAUUAACGGUCAAAAAUAUUUCUAUAAUCCGUACGAACGCGGCUAUUCGAUUGACGAACGGUAUAGUGUUGUAUUAUCCGCCGGGGCUCAACCGAUUCCCGACCCCUCGCCCCCCCCCCCAAACACACAGCGAUGGUCACCAUAAAAUAGGUACCCACCAUUAUUGGCGAUGAGGUGUUCUUUAAUUCGUACAAUACCGAUUAUUAUUGUAAUUUUUUUCUGACUAAACGUAUUUUGUGUUUUCUUUUCUUUUCACAGACAGUACGUCGACGACUUCCAGCAAGGAUAUCGCGAGGAGAAGAUCCUGAAAUUUGGCCAAAGGCGAAGACCAUCCGAGGUCAGUGCCGAAUUUGACCGGGACACCAAAAAGCCAAGCAGUAUCCAAUAUGGCCACGUCCUGUCCGCUGGGCACCAACAUUGCACUAUGACAAUUCCAUAAACAACAACAACAUGGAAAAAAAAGACUACAGUUAAACUGUUGUCAACAAUGAAAAAUAAUAGUGAGCUCUUGCGUGCGAGAGGGUAAGUGCCGGCACUUUGUUUAGAAAAAUAAUAAAUUAUUUGAUGCGCAUGUCACAUCUUUUAAAAAUUCAAAAUUUGUAUUGUCUUUUGAAUCGAUGCCUCAUGUGUUUUUGGUUUUUAUAAUAGAGAGUAUUUUAAUAUUGUAUAAAUAAUAAUAUAGCUUAUUUUUUAAAUCGAUAUCUAGCCCAUAUAUAACAAUUUUUUAUUAGUUACAUUAUAUAUAUUUGUACAUAUUGUCGAUUAUUGACAGCUUACGGCUUAUCUCAGCAUUAGGGUUUAUUUUUAAUUUUAUUUUUUAGUACUUUAUGAAUACUAUAUACUAUUUUAAAAAAAAAAAAAUAAUAAUAAUAAUGAAGGUACGCGACUAAUUAUAACUUAAGCCUAUCAAUCAAUAUAGGAAACAAGAUUUUGUAUCCUGAAUAUAUUUAAAUUUAUUUUAUUAUAAUUAUAUUAUUGUUGAAAAUGUUUUGAUGUAUUAACAGUGAUCAAAAAAAUGAGGGUUUUUUUAAAAAUUAUUAAGAUGCUAAAUUUGAUAGUGUCAAAUCAGUGAAAAAAAAAAAAAAAAAACACAAAUAAAUGACACAAUUCAAAUGAAAUCAUAUAAGUCCGAUAUAUAUAUAAUUCUAGGCAAGAUUAAAAAUAAUUAUUCGGUAGGCACUUAUUGUUCUUUCUUACCAACCCGCCUACUUUAGCUGAUAAUCGAUAUAAAAUGUCUAAAUAAAUGUAUAUGUAUGUCGUAUGUAAUACAUAUACAUAGUAAUUUAUAUCAAUCUGUAAUUUGGGGGUAAAUGUUUCAUUCGAAAGCUUUUGAUAAUAAAAAAAUAUCACAGAUCAAAUAUUUUUUAAGAUACAAACAAAAUUUAAAUUGUUGUUUGUAUAGGAAAUAACAUUAUAAUUUCGGCUGCAAUAAUUUGUGUAUAUAAUAAUAAUAUAUCUCGCACACCAUAAGUCUGAUUGACCAAAUAAAAAUAACAAAAACAAACAAUAUACCAUAUCACAAUAUUAACAAUAACGAUUAUAUUCUCUUGCAAAUAAUUUAAAUGUAGUUUUCGUUCAUAACGGACAGCAUAUAAUAAUGAUAUGUCCCACCUGGAUACUCAAUAAUAGACUGUACUUAACAUAUAUAUAUUUGUUUCAUUAGGCUGUUAUUAUAUUAUAUUAUUAUCUCAUAAAUGAAAAAUUAUUUUAAUGGGUUGGUAAGUUAAGUCUGAUGCUCUGUUUUGUUUAAUAUAUAAUAGGUAAAAAUUAAUCAACCAUAUAAUCUGUGAUACAUUUGUUACUAUUUUUUUAAGAUAUUCAGCUUUUAUCUGUAUUAAACUAGGUAAAUAGGGUUACUACAACAUGAAAAAAAACCAUAUUUACUAUAUUUACAUUUGGGCGCCGGAUCAUUAAUAUUUCUUCUUUAUUUUCAUAUUAUACGAACCGUAUUAAAUUAACAAUAGCCCAUUUUUUCUCGUCAUAAAUUUUAAUAACGUAUUCUGAAAAAAAAAAACAACAAAUUAAAAUUAAAAAACCUGUCAAAAUACUAUCUACUUUUCAAUUAACUCAUAAAAAUUCUAUCUUAUAUUCACAAUCUAAUCUAAAACUAAUUAUAUUUUAUUUAUAGUAUUAUUUUAUCGCAACUACGAUGGUAAUUCAUUUAAUAUCUUUUUAAUUCGUCUUCGCGCAAUAGUUCAUUUUUUUUUUUUUUUUUUUUAUUACAUUUAAUUAACUGAAUUCGUAAUAAUAAUAAUAAUUGUAAUUACAAUAUGAAACUAAAUUAUUAUUUUUUCAAUAUAUUUAUGAAUAUCAUAUUGAUUCCGACAUAGAAAAAAAAUGUAAUUAAAUUAUACACAACGGCGCCCAAUCCAACAUGAAAAAAACACCACUUGUCUAGAAACCACGAUAUGUUACAAUACUAAAUGUGAUAAUAACUUGUCCUUUCAAAUAUACAUUAUACAAUAGUCAAAAUAAUGUUUGUUACGUUUAAUUAUGUAUUUUGAAGAAAACAAAAAAACUAGUCUUUUUAUUAUUUUUAUUUUAUUAAGUUAUUUUCCUGUCGUGUCUCGAUACCAAAACGAAUGUUAUCACCAGUUUUUUCCAUUAAAACAAAAUCAUUGAAUUAGACUGAUUGAUAGACUAAUUUAUUAUUAUUUUACACAGUAUUAUAACAAUUAUUUUGGAACUUCAAAAAAAAAAAAAAAAAAAAAAAUGUACUUAAAUUAAAAUAAAAAUGUCAACCUACCCAAAAUUAAUAAUAUAUUGUUAUUUUAAACCAUAGUUAUUAUUUAUUACCAAAAAAAAAAAAAAUAUUCAAUUGUUUUCAUUAUCAUUCAUUAUCAACCUUAAUAUUUAUUUUUGUUUUUCUGUCUGUACGCAAAAAAAAAAAAAAGUAAUUCUAAGUCUAUUUUACGUAUAAGUGCCGGAAUAAAAAAAUGUGUUUACAUUUUAAUUUGUAAUAAAACUGUAAUAAUAAAAUAUUAAUUAAUAAAAUAUUAUUUUUUAUUGUUCAA